Molecule: messenger RNA, 2495 nt
Organism: Xenopus laevis (African clawed frog)
Lineage: Eukaryota; Metazoa; Chordata; Amphibia; Anura; Pipidae
Gene: dmrt3.L
Product: doublesex and mab-3 related transcription factor 3 L homeolog
Exons: 2
Coding region: 308-1657 (449 amino acids)
Biological process (GO): male sex differentiation; sex differentiation; regulation of DNA-templated transcription
Cellular component (GO): nucleus
Molecular function (GO): DNA-binding transcription factor activity, RNA polymerase II-specific; sequence-specific DNA binding; RNA polymerase II cis-regulatory region sequence-specific DNA binding
Source: RefSeq, a predicted model, not a curated record
GGGAAAGGAAGCCAUUCGUGGUCUGAUUGAACCAGUGAGCUGGGCACACGCAAAUGGGCAAGCACUGACCCUAGCUCCGUUUUCCUGGCAUGGGAAAGCGCAAAUACGCAAACCCCAGACACCUGCUAUAGCCAAGGGUAGAAAAUCCUGCCUUUGAAGGAAGCAAGACCGGGCACCCGCACUGCAUUGACUGACCUGAGGCACUAGUCUUAUUGUUGCAGCUACUUCGGAGUAAUAGUCACAGAGCCCAGCCCUUGUAUAAGGAAAAGUCUGAGGCUGCUGUGCCAUCUAUUUGCACACCAGAGCCAUGAAUGGCUACGGUUCUCCCUACCUGUAUAUGGGGGGUCCAGUGUCUCAGCCCCGUGCCCCCCUGCAGAGGACCCCGAAAUGUGCCCGCUGUAGGAAUCAUGGGGUCCUUUCCUGGCUGAAAGGACACAAGCGUUACUGCCGCUUUAAGGACUGUACCUGCGAGAAGUGCAUCCUCAUCAUAGAGAGGCAGAGGGUGAUGGCUGCCCAGGUGGCACUCCGGAGGCAACAGGCCAACGAGAGCUUAGAAAGCUUGAUCCCAGAUACACUCAGGUCAGUGCCAGGUCUGACUUCCAGUCUGCCCACGGACACCAACCAGCAGCCUGGCCGCCCUGCAGAAAUGGGCAUCAGAUGGGCACAGGAGGCUCCCUCCAGCAUGGCGCUUUCUGUGAAGGCAGACCUGGCAGAGGAGAGGAUGGGGGACAGCAGCGGCACAGAGGCCGGGGAGACAUACAGCGAAAAAGACGCAGAGCACCGGAGCUCUCCAGAAGGGAAGCCUUGCUGUACCCCAGACAGCCCUGAGGCGGUGCCAGUUGCAGAGGAGGGGUACCCUGUGCACAAAUCCUGCAGCACCACGGACAGCACCACGGACAGCUCCAAGUACCCGGAGGAGCAGGGACAUCUAGUAAUUGAGGGAGCCACCGGCACCGUGUCGCUUCCCUUCAACCUGAAGGCCAACAGGCCGCCCCUAGAGGUUCUUAAGAAGAUAUUUCCUAGUCAGAAGCCCACAGUCCUUGAACUCAUACUGAAGGGGUGCGGUGGGGACUUGGUGGGGGCAGUAGAAGUGCUUCUGUCCAGCAGAUCCUCAGUAGCUGGUGAGAGAACUGCACCUGAACCCGAAAGCAUAGUGUUGCCUCACAAUGGCCAUUUGUUCGAACACACGCUCAGUUCAUACCCCUUAUCCUCAUCCAAGUGGUCUGUGGGAUCUGCCUUUAGGGUGCCAGAUACGUUACGCUUCUCUGCAGAUUCUAACAACGUGGUCCCCAACCCUCUGGCUGUACCACUGCAGCACCCCUUCCCUCAGCCCCCCAGGUACCCUCUUCUCCUCCGGAACACCUUGGCAAGAAACCAGUCCAACCCAUUCCUGCCCAAUGAUGUGACCUUAUGGAACACCAUGACCCUGCAGCAGCAGUACCAGCUGAGAUCUCAGUAUGUCAGCCCUUUCUCAGGCAAUUCCUCCAGUGUGUUCAGAAGUUCCCCUGUGCUCUCUGCCAGACCCCCUGAAGACCCUAGAAUAUCAGUGUCUGAAGAGAGCUGCCCCAUUGUGGUCAAACAGCCAAUUUACACAGAGGAUGACUAUGAUGAGAGAUCAGAUUCAUCAGACUCCAGAAUACUCAACAAUUCCUCUUAAAGGGUGCUGUGGCUCAUUGGGCCAAACCAAGAGACUAGCAGUGAAAUGAACAGGAAGAUCUGUAGUAAAACCCCCUUAUCUAACUUUAUUUAAUGCCCCAUUUCCUCCUGCACUUGGCAAAGCAAUAAGUAGAGGCUGGAGUGCCUAUUAUUAUAUAGCUAGUUAUGAACUAUGUAAAUAUUAUUUAAAAGAAACAUAUACAUUUGUAUCAGUUAUUCCUAGCUUCAUGACAUGUGCCAAUGAAUAGCACAAAAACUCUAUUCUCCAAAGAGCUGCAGUCAAAAACCCAUUUGGAUUUGGAGCUCAGUACUACCAUAGUAAUUUGGGUCUUAGUACUUUUUUUGUGCACAGAAUAACAGAACAUCAGGCCCAAACCUACAACCUGGAAACUCAGAGGGUCUACUGUAAGCUCUAAGUGCAUUAUACUGGACCUGUGUUCGGUUGUUUUGGUCUUUGUGAAAAUUAAAUGUCAAGGUUCAUGUUGAACCUCAGUCCAGACAUGCAGGGCACAUUACAAUAUCAUCCUUCCUCCUGUUAACUGCUGAGUGCGUGGCAAUAAGACAAUAUUAUGGAGCCCUUGCCCUGACAGCUGCCUGCGUGAGGGUAUUACAGAAUAUUACAGAACUUGAGUGAGAGGUGACUUACUGAAGCAACCCAUGGCAGCCCUCCCCUGUCUUCUCACGCUAGAAAAGAACAUAUGUAAUGUAAAUGUAAUACUGCUAAACAGAAUGUGAACUGCAUGGAUUGCAUUGUUAAAUGAGCCCAACAGCAAAUACUGUCAGGUUAAUGUAGCAUGCUAAGGACUCUGGCAGAAAUAAAACAGAUAAUGAGCAUGCCA